AUGGAAAAGUUGGAAAGAGAAAGAAAUUUACACAUUCGUGAACUCAAGCGUAUUCAUAAUGAAGAUCAAUCGCGUUUCAACUCUCAUCCCGUACUCAAUGAAAGAUAUUUAUUGUUGAUGUUAUUAGGAAAAGGUGGAUUUUCAGAAGUACACAAAGCAUUUGAUCUUAAAGAACAAAGAUAUGUUGCAUGUAAAGUUCACCAAUUGAAUAAAGACUGGAAGGAAGAUAAAAAAGCCAAUUACAUAAAGCAUGCACUUCGGGAAUAUAAUAUUCAUAAGGCCUUAGAUCAUCCAAGGGUUGUUAAAUUAUAUGAUGUUUUUGAAAUAGAUGCCAAUUCAUUUUGUACUGUGUUGGAAUACUGUGAUGGUCAUGAUUUAGAUUUUUAUUUGAAACAGCACAAGACUAUACCAGAAAGGGAAGCUCGAUCAAUAGUCAUGCAAGUAGUUUCGGCAUUAAAAUAUUUGAAUGAAAUCAAGCCGCCUGUAAUACAUUAUGAUUUAAAACCUGGAAACAUUCUAUUAACGGAAGGUAAUGUCUGUGGUGAAAUCAAAAUUACUGAUUUUGGUUUAUCUAAAGUCAUGGAUGAAGAAAAUUACAAUCCAGAUCAUGGGAUGGAUCUAACAUCUCAAGGAGCUGGAACAUACUGGUAUUUACCUCCUGAAUGUUUUGUUGUUGGCAAAAAUCCUCCUAAAAUAUCAUCAAAGGUCGACGUCUGGAGUGUAGGUGUAAUAUUUUAUCAAUGUCUUUAUGGAAAGAAGCCAUUUGGACACAAUCAAUCACAAGCUACAAUUUUAGAAGAAAAUACUAUACUUAAGGCGACUGAUGUUCAAUUUGCAAACAAACCCACUGUGACGCAAGAAGCAAAGAGUUUUAUUCGGGGUUGUUUAUCAUAUAGUAAAGAGAGUAGGAUGGAUGUGCUGUCAUUAUCAAGACAUGAAUAUCUGCAACCACCAGUGCCAAAGCAUGGACGACAGGCACAAGUUUCACAACAAGCGCAGCAGGCCCAAGCGCAAGCUCAACAGAGCUUGCAACAUGGACAAACUACUUUCAAUGCGGGAAUGUUUGGCAACAUGAAUGCUUCGAGUUCAUCUUAGAAGUCGAAAGGGAUUCAUUGCUGAUAGUCAUAAAAUUCUCCCAAAAGUAGUGUCAACUUGUUAUCAUACUGUUAUAAUGUAUGUGGAGUACAUUUAGCUGAAAGUGCGAUUUUUGUGAUUCUUUAAUAAAACUAAUGAAAUGGAUACUAGUGCUAUGAAUAUUGGUGUGCGGUGGUGUUUUAUCAAAUCGACAAAAUUUGUUCCUGUUUUUAUUAGAAGGCUGUCUGAAAUGAUAGCUUAUGUUGAAAAAAUUGUGAUAAUCAAUAUAGCGUUGCUUUACUGAUGAAAUGUAAUGUUUACAUCUCAUUUUGCAGUGACUAACUUUUGGAAUAUUGUAAGUUCAUAUUAAGGAACAGAGAAAGAUUGAUAUCUUUAUCAUAUCCUGAAGAUGUGUUUGAGUGAAUGAAUUAUUUAUAUUUGAGGACUCUGUGGAAUAGUAAUAUAACUAAGAAAAACGCUCAACCAUAGUGUGCUUGCUUAAUAUUAAUUAAUUUAAACAUGAAAUAAAGAAAAGACUUUAUAAUUGUUAUGAUCAG
This is a messenger RNA of Ctenocephalides felis (cat flea), 1631 nucleotides long. Its product is annotated as serine/threonine-protein kinase tousled-like 2. Lineage: Eukaryota; Metazoa; Arthropoda; Insecta; Siphonaptera; Pulicidae. Gene Ontology annotation, biological process: peptidyl-serine phosphorylation; intracellular signal transduction; chromosome segregation. The transcript has 5 exons. Gene Ontology annotation, molecular function: ATP binding; protein serine/threonine kinase activity. Gene Ontology annotation, cellular component: nucleus. The record is from RefSeq and is a predicted model, not a curated record. The coding region runs from base 1 to 1095 and encodes 364 amino acids.